Molecule: messenger RNA, 970 nt
Organism: Xyrauchen texanus (razorback sucker)
Lineage: Eukaryota; Metazoa; Chordata; Actinopteri; Cypriniformes; Catostomidae
Product: transcriptional regulatory protein AlgP-like
Exons: 6
Coding region: 86-880 (264 amino acids)
Source: RefSeq, a predicted model, not a curated record
UACAUAUGUGCGUCUCAUGUUCCAGUCGCUACAGUUGAAAGUUAUUUCGCAACACCUGGUUUUGUUUAUUCACAAGUGAUCCAGCAUGGCUGUACAUGAAAUUCUCCUGGAGCACUUGGAGGAAUUGGAAUCUGAGGAGAUGAAAACUUUUACAUGGCAUUUGACUCAAGGUGUAGAAGACUUCUCUAAAAUCUCUAAAAGUCGACUGGAGAAUAAAUCCAGAUGUGAAGUUGUGGAGUGCAUGAUUGAUAAUUAUCGUACAGAUGGUGCCGCUCAACUCACUCUGAUCAUCUUGGAAAAAAUGAAAAAGAACAAUCUUGCUGAACAACUGCUGGCGAAGCUUCGUGUGAAUGGUCAUCAGUGUACGGAGGCCUUGCAGUCCAAAUGUACUAAUGAGACGUUUUCAACUCAGAAACAAGAGAGAUGCAAAUAUGGUGAGGCGUCAUUGGACACUAGUAGUCCUGAUUAUGUGCCUUCUGUGUUUGUGUCCACAAAACCGAGCCAGAACCCCGAAGCAAAGUUGGAGAGGUACCAUAGGAAAAGGAGGAGAGAUGAUAGACCUAUAACGGCAACAAAUCUAUGUGUUUCUUUUAAAACUCUGAAACAAGAAUGCAGCAUGGAUCAUUGGCCAGUCAAGAAACCCGCCGCUGCUAAGAAGCCCAAGAGUGCCGCGACUAAGAAACCUGCCGCCAAGAAAUCUUCCAAGAAGGCGAAGAAACCAGCAGCCGCUAAAAAGGCAAAGAAAAGACCCAAGAAGGCAAAGAAACCAGCAGCCGCCAAGAAAGCAGCCAAGAGCCCCAAAAAGGCCAAAGUUGUCAAACCCAAAACGGCAAAGGCUAAAGCAGCCAAGCCUAAGAAAGCAGCUCCCAAAAAGAAGUGAAUGAUCUCCGAGUUUCUUCCUCAAAACGGCUCUUUUAAGAGCCACAUUUUUGUAUUUUAUAUAUAUUUUGUGAUGUUUUAUACGAUUGGU